AUGUUAUUUCUACCAUGGAGUAAUGAAGAAGAGGAUCUUAUUCAUAUAAUUCAUGAAGAAACAUUUGAAUUAUAUAAAGAUUUGAUUCGACAAAAAAAAUCUGAAUAUGUUCACCGUGAAGCCAAUGAAUUCGAAAAAGCUUUUGAAGAGCAUACAGAAAGAGGAAAUGACGAUGAUAUUGAUGAUAAAAAUAUUGAAUAUGAUCAAGAUAAAAAUGAAUUUCUUAUUUAUGAAACAGGAAAUAAUGAAGGCGAUAUCUUUGUUGAAAUGGGAAUAAAUAUUCGAACUGAAAAAGUCGAACAUUUUAAUGUUCCCAAAAUGAUACCUGAUGCAGAUUAUCAGCGAUUGAUACGAAGUCUCAAUAAUAAUCAAAGAAAGUAUACUUUAAAUGUGAUGAAUUUGAUUAAAGAUAGCGACAAGCAAUUUUUUCAUUUCAUUAAUGGAGGUGCAGGUGUUGGCAAAAGUACUUUGAUCAAAGCAGUAUAUCAGUCGGUACUGAGAUUUUAUAAUUCCCUUCCAGGAUCUAAUCCAGAAACUAUUCGCACUGCAAUUUGUGCACCAACCGGUAAAGCAGCAGCAUUAAUUGACGGAAUGACUUUACAUUCAUUUUUAAGUUUACCAGUUAAUCAAUGCAAACAUAAACUCGUUAAACUAGAUAGCGGGAUUUCAAAUAGAAUUGGAGUGAAAUUGAAAGACUUGCAAUUAUUAAUAAUAGACGAAAUAUCAAUGGUUGGCUUUACAAUGUUUCAGCAGGUCGAUGCUCGCCUGCAGCAAAUAAUGAAGUCAAGAGAACCAUUUGGUGGAGUAUCAGUUAUAGUUUCGGGCGAUUUCAAUCAAUUAAGACCAGUUGACGAUAAAUACAUAUUCCAAUUUAGCAAUUCAUAUAAUGCUUUAGUAGAUAAUCCAUUAUCGUCACUUUUUGAAUUGUUCGAAUUGACGGAAAUAAUGAGACAAAAAGAUGAUAAGAUUUUUGCCAUUGCAUUAAGUAAUAUAGCAAAAGGAAUGAUGACACUUGAAGAUAUUAAUUUAUUAAAAUUACGAAUUGUUUCAAAUGAAAAUUUGGAAAUCAUGGGAGAUGCAAUAAGAGUAUUUAGAAGUAAUGCUGAAGUUGAUGCAUAUAAUACAAAAGUAUUGACUAGUCUUAACACCGAAGGUGCAACUGCAAAUGCUUAUGAUUUUUGUGUUGGUGAUGGGCAAGCAUCGAUAAAAGAAAAGUAUUAA
This is a messenger RNA of Rotaria socialis, 1221 nucleotides long. NCBI's taxonomy places the organism in Eukaryota, Metazoa, Rotifera, Eurotatoria, Philodinida, Philodinidae. The record is from the annotation of a GenBank genome assembly.